AUGGGACAGUGCUGGACUAGGUUACGCAAUUGCAAAGGACAUCAUAAGCGGCGUCAAAUUGGUGGAAAAGUUCAAAGUAUUUCUAAAGAAGAUAUUUGGGAAGAGAAACUAACCGAAGCCAGAAAAAAUGACAAAAUUGUUGUGGUGAAAUUCUGUGCAAAAUGGUGCAAGAAUUGUAAAGAGAUAGCAACAACCUACCGUGAACUUGCUGAUAAAUAUCCUACUUUAGUUUUCCUCUCCGUAGAUGUUGAUGAAAUGACAGAAUUUAGCGCUUCAUUUGAUAUCAAAGCUACCCCAACCUUUUACUUUCUUAGAUCUGGACAACCUAUGGACAAACUUGUAGGAGCCAACAAAGUAGAACUUCGCAGGAAGCUUGCUACAAUUGCUGAGUUAUCAUCGAGAAUGUAAAAGCUUAUCAGAUUCAUGUUGGAAGUUCUCCUUGAUGAAAGUGGCUUUGCAAUUGCAUAUGCUUUGCUAGUCAUUCCAUGUUGCAAAAGCUCUUGUGCUCACUUAUCAAUAUUAGAAGGCGGAUGUGAAGUUUGAAGGACGAAAAGGAAUUUAUAUAUAUAUGUCUUGCUGCAAAUUUCGUGCAAUUGUGGUAGCCUUUAAAUUGAUCCCUAAACUAUGCUUGAUAAUGAGUGACAAUUAUUCGA
Molecule: messenger RNA, 653 nt
Organism: Amaranthus tricolor (Joseph's coat)
Lineage: Eukaryota; Viridiplantae; Streptophyta; Magnoliopsida; Caryophyllales; Amaranthaceae
Product: thioredoxin H-type-like
Exons: 4
Coding region: 1-408 (135 amino acids)
Source: RefSeq, a predicted model, not a curated record